This is a messenger RNA of Cuscuta europaea, 2570 nucleotides long. The record is from the annotation of a GenBank genome assembly. NCBI's taxonomy places the organism in Eukaryota, Viridiplantae, Streptophyta, Magnoliopsida, Solanales, Convolvulaceae.
CUUUUAUUAUGAACUUUACAUAUGGAGGUUUACAAAAUUCAGUUAACAUAUGCAUCUUACGCCAGGAAGGCCAGAAAUUUCACACUAACGGUUUUCGUCCUUAUGGUAAGUUGAUUGAAAAACUGGGUUGAACUAACUCAGAAAGUCGCAAGACUGUAACUUUAUGAAAGAUCAGUGGUAGCUUCGUUUCUUCUCUGGCUUUGAUUGCUUGAUUCAAGUUGGACACGACACACGAGCUUUUAGCAGUAGCUGGAAGAAUACAUAGAAGAUGUCUCCGUCUUCGUCGCCACUCACGCCCACCCACAAGUACGCCGCCGGUGCUCUUUUCGGUCUGGCCCUUCACCAGGCUCAGAUCCAUCAAACUCUUCCUUUGGGGUUCCCCUCCCCUGACGAAGAAGGCCCAAACCAUGACCGCAUCAGCACUGGCAGCAGCAGCGAUUCCGUCUCUGAAGAUCCCCAGCUCUGGGUCCACCUCUCAUCUGCUCUCCUCCGCCCCGUCUUCAAGUUUCUAGAGAUUGAUACAACAGCAUGGCCUGGGCUUGAGGAAACUGCUGGCCAGUCACAGGCCAAGCAUCAUGUUGGAGCGUUCCUUAGGUUACUCUCUGAGGAAGGGCUGGAUGAUUCUUCUGAAGCACUUCACACAGAAACGGCUUUGGGUAACAGUAUAGAUGCUAUGUCAUCAAGCAUGGAGAGAACUGUAGAUGACGAGUCUGAAAAGGAGAAGCAACUUGAAUAUGAGAACGAAUGUCGGGAGAAAUUUUCAAAUGUAAAGUCUGAAGGAGAAAAUACACAUGGAGAAAGUGAGCUGGAGGCCAUUUGUCAACCGCCAAGCAACAGACAUGCACAUGUGGAGCCUAUUAGUGGGUGUGAUGAAAAACCAGCAACCGAUGUGACAAUGAUUCCAUAUCACAGGAAGUUGACAGUUCUGUAUGAACUGGUUUCAGCUUGUUUGGCAAACACACCAGAUGACAGUAAUAAAAGCGCUUCUACUCAACGAAAGAAGGGCUAUGAUGCUCGACAUCGUGUGGCUUUGCGGUUACUUGCAACCUGGUUUGAUGUCAAAUGGGUUAAAGUGGAAGCCAUAGAGAUGAUGGUUGCUUGUUCAGCAAUGGCUUUAUUGAAAGAGGAGGAGUCCAAGGAAGAAGCCAAAUCUUCUAAAAGCUCAUGGGCUAAGUGGAAACGUGGAGGCAUCAUAGGUGCAGCAGCAUUGACCGGAGGAACAUUGAUGGCAAUUACUGGUGGUUUAGCUGCUCCAGCCAUUGCUGCAGGGUUUGGUGCAUUAGCACCAACAUUGGGAACUUUGGUUCCUGUGAUCGGAGCAAGUGGGUUUGCUGCUAUUGCAACUGCUGCAGGCAGUGUUGCUGGUUCUGUCGCUGUUGCCGCAUCAUUUGGAGCUGCUGGGGCAGGACUUACAGGAACUAAAAUGGCCCGGAGAACAGGAGACAUUGAUGAAUUUGAGUUUAAAGCAAUUGGGGAAAACCAUAACCAAGGACGGCUGGCAGUUGAAAUAUUAAUCGCUGGAUUUGUUUUUGAGAAGAGUGAUUUUGUUAGACCUUGGGAAGGGCAUCACAGUAACUUAGAAAGAUAUGCUCUGCAGUGGGAGUCUAGGAAUCUAAUUGCUGUAAGCACUGCAAUUCAAGAUUGGCUUACUUCAAGAAUUGCACUAGAGUUAAUGACGCGAGGUGCCAUGAUGACAGUAUUAAGCUCCAUUCUCACUGCAUUGGCUUGGCCAGCCACAUUACUUACUCUUACUGAUUUUAUUGACAGUAAAUGGACUAUUGCUGUAGACAGAUCUGAUAAAGCUGGAACCCUGCUUGCAGAGGUAUUGCAGAAAGGGUUGCAAGGGCACAGGCCUGUCACACUAGUUGGUUUUUCGCUAGGGGCAAGAGUAAUUUUCAAAUGUCUCCAGAUUUUGGCUGAAACUGACAAGAAUGCUGGCCUUGUAGAAAGAGUUGUUCUUCUUGGGGCACCAAUUUCAAUUAAAGAUAUGAAUUGGGAAGCCACUAGAAAGGUGGUGGCAGGGAGAUUCAUAAAUGUAUAUUCUACAAAUGAUUGGAUGCUUGGAAUUGCUUUUCGUGCCAGUCUCCUCACACAAGGGCUUGCUGGGAUUCAAGCAGUAGACGUCCCUGGAGUUGAGAAUGUUGAUGUAACAGAACUUAUAGAUGGCCACUCUGCAUAUCUAUGGACUAGCCGACAGAUCCUAGAACUGCUUCAGCUGGAUACCUAUUAUCCUGUUUCAGCCCUUUCAGGUCGUGCAUUUGUCAAGAAAUAGGGAUCUCCGUAAAGAGUAUGCUGCUGAUUUUCAGGAAGCAACCACCUCAUAUUCAUGUAGCCAGUUCUGUGAAGUGGUUUCAUCCUUUGGAUCAUGCACUUGACAGCUCAGGAGCCAUGCGCUCUAUCAAUUACACCUACGUGCUCCUUAAAUUUUCUUGUUGCUAGUUCUUUUGGAGUGCUUGUCAAAACCGGGCACAAAAGUUACAAGUCACAAGUUGAGGGGUUCUUUUUCUUGUAACUAGGAAGUAUGCCUUGCUCGAGUUGUAAUCAUGUUAUUUGGGGGAUGUAUAUUGGGG